GAUUGUUAGAUGAUUCUUAGAAGACAGUCUUUUUUCUUAAUGCAGAUUGAUAACCAGGAUUCAAAACAAGUAGUGGCUGCCCAUAAUUCACAUGUGAUUGCUCUUUCCCUAACGAGUCCCAACAACCUGAAUGGAAAUCUUUUAACGCCACUUGAUCUCUGUGAAGCUGAAGAAACAAACCUGGAUGUCCCAGCCGUAGGGUAUCAAGGUUCUCAUCCUGGUGGUUUGACAUUACCUCAUCAAGGUUCUAUACAAUCGACGCUUCCCACAUCUGGGGUGAACUCUUCCCUACCUGGGGCUUCUGGUAUGGUUCUCGGCCAUAACUUGUCAUCAUCAUCUGGUUCAGCCAUAACAUCUGUCAGGGGUGGUAGAUAUGGAAUUCCAAGGAAUUCUCCUACAUCAGUGGAUGAGCAACAGAGAGUACAAUACAAUCAAAUGUUAUCUGGAAGAAACAUUCAGCAGAGCAUUUCAGUUACUGGGACUCUUUCUGGAAGUGAUCAUGGUCGCAUGCUUCCAGGCGGAAAUGGUAUUGGCAUAAUGGGUGGAAUUAACAAAGCCAUGGCAAUGUCUAGGCCAGGGUUUCAAGGAUUAGCAUCACCAUCGAUGCUUAAUUCUGGAAGCAUGAUUUCCUCUACUAUGGUUGGGAUGCCAAGCCCUGUAAAUAUGCACUCUGGAGUUGGCCCAGGACCAGGCAACUCAAUUUUAAGACCUCAUGAGACACUACAUAUGAUGAGGCCUGGCCAUAACCCGGAACAUCAAAGACAAAUGAUGGUUCCAGAGCUUCAGAUGCAAGUCACCCAAGGGAACAGUCAAGGUAUUCCUGCUAUAUGUGGGCUGUGUUCUUCCUUUAGCAAUCAGACAACACCAGCUGUUCAGCCUUAUCCAGGACAUGCACAACAGUCACACCAACUCUCGCAGCAGCAGACCCAUCUCAGUAAUCCUCGUCCUCAUCUUCAAGGUCCGAGUCAUACUAAUUCACAGCAGCAAACCUAUGCUGUCCGGUUAGCGAAGGAAAGGCAAAUGCAGCAACGAUAUCUCCAGCACCAGCAGCAGCUUGCUGCAUCCAAUGCGUUGCUGCCACAUGUCCAGGCAAAGUCUCAACUUUCCAUAUCAUCAACACCAUUGCAGAACAAUUCUCAGGUUCAGCCACAAAAUUCUUCUCAGCAAGUCCCACAUUCACCUGUAACGCCAUCAUCCCCUUUGACUCCCAUGUCAUCCCAGCUCCAACAACAGAAACUUCACCAGUCACAACCUGGGUUCAGCAGAAAUCCCCCCGCUAGUGGGUUGACUAACCAAGCAGCAAAGCAACGCCCACGACAUUCACCACAGCAGCCACCACCGCAACAGCAGUAUCAACAAUCUGGUAGGCAGCAUCCUAAUCAACGGCAUAAUGUACAGUCUCAACAGCAGGCAAAACUUAUGAAGGGAAUGGGAAGAGGAAGUAUGUUGGUCCAUCCGAACCUCUCUGUGGACACUUCUCAUCUAAGUGGACUCUCUCUGCCUGUGGGAAGUCAAACAGGUGAAAAAGGGGACCAAAUCUUGCACAUGAGGCAAGGUCAAAAUAUAUAUCCAGGAUCUGGUUUAAACCCAAAUCAGCCAUCAAAGCCUUUGGGUCAUACUCAUUCUUCAAAUCAUUCACAGUUGNGUCACCAACCACUUCAUCGAAGCAACUUCAUAUUCCUUCUGAUACUAAAGCUCAAGCACAGGUUUCACCAGUUUCAUCAGGCCAGUUGUUGUCAUCUCCACCGCCAGCUGUUAUUUCUUCUAACCACCAUCAGCUGCAGCCACAGAGUCAGUCUAAGAAAAUUAAUCAUACUAACCAACGUUCAGAGAAUCUUGCCACUAAACCAUCCUGUUCAUUCAGAUUCAUUAAAGUCUGAUCCAAUUCAAGCUGAUCAGCAGCCUGCAAACAGUUUUUGCAAGGUUAGCGCAUGUGCUACAGUGGCACAGAGUUGUAUGGAUCCUGUUAGUGCUGUACCAGCUAUUGCCACAGUAUCUUCUCAGUGGAAAACAGCUGAACCGCCAUUUGAUUCAACUAUGAACAAUCAAACCACUCAAAUGAGCUCCUUGGGAAGUGCACCUGUUGGAAAUUCCACUGGAAAUGAGCAACCGACAAUUAGUCAAGGGUUGGAGCCAAGAUCUGUUAGCUUGACUUGUCAUGCACAUAAUUCUGAUACACAGUGGCAAAAACGUCAGGUACAACAUCUCCAACAGUCAUCACAACCCAUCCUAUCUCAGCAGCCAUAUCAGACUGAGCAGCUGCAACAGCAUGAGAAAGAAGAAUAUUCUCCCAAAGAUACUGUUUUACAACCUCAACAACAUAUGCCGCAUCUACAAUCAGGGCAGAACAGUAUGUUUAUCCAACCACCUAAUUCUAAAGUUGAAUGAUGCUUUCCAACGGAUGGAGCAGCCAAGUGCUCUUUUUCUGUCAGGAUUGGAGUUUUUAUGCCUUAAUGACAGCAUUGUACAGGUAAUUCUAUAUUCUUUUACUGUUUAGCUUGUAUAUGUGCAAAUAUAGCAUUGAAUUGCACUUGUUUGUUGUUUGACUCUAUUGGAUGGGGUAGGUUCAUGUUUUUCCACCACAUGCAUAUAAAACACAUUCGUCAUACAUGAAAGCUUUUUCCUGAAUGAUGAUCGUAUUAGUAAUUGAUUGACUUUGUUUACAAUAUCUGCAGAUUUUUCUAAGAAAUUAUUGCUGUUCUCGAGUGUGUUGAAUGGUAAUGUGAGAAAGGAAUAAAUUGGCGUGCUAAGUAUAUCAUUUUAGAACAUUACACAGAAUCCACUACCCAGAAACUAAUUUAAUUGGAACCAGGAAAAGUCUAUUAAAAAGGUUAAUUUGUGAAUAAUAUUAUCAAACCGCUUGAAUAAUGUCAGUUGGUAGUGUUAUAAUUAUAAAAUUACAGAACAGUUCCUAUAUAAUAAAGAAUA
Messenger RNA from Vigna umbellata (rice bean), 2928 nucleotides. The record is from RefSeq and is a predicted model, not a curated record. NCBI's taxonomy places the organism in Eukaryota, Viridiplantae, Streptophyta, Magnoliopsida, Fabales, Fabaceae.